UGGGGUUAAAGUCUUAGAGCAAUGGCUUUCAGAAUAGUCAGUUCACCCCCUGGCGAUUUUCCUGUAGGGAAACGCGGACACAUUGGAGUCAAAACCUCCCUGAGGCAACUUGUUUUUAUGCAGAAACAGGUUGCAGGAAGGGGGGUGGGGACUGAGCAAAGCAAAUCCCAAAGAGUUACUUCAGAAAUGUGAGAAAGAAAGGUGGAAAUGCAAUGCAGUGGCAAACGAGGAGAAAAGGAAGACAGAAAAAAAGGACAAGCAUGCUCAACUGGAAGGUUACGGAACAGCCGAUCAGAACUGCACCUACCAAAAGUUUGGUUACGGAUUCUGGAGAAAAUGUAAGUUAAAUCUACCUACGCUCUGAUCAGAUCCCAAGAGACAUUUUACUCAUUUCCUGGUUUUGAAUGAUGGGCUCUUGGAAGCAGUGUCUUUUUUGUGUGUCUCUGGUCACUGCUCUGAUUUUUGUGUUUGUUUACAAUCAUGAAUUAUGGGAGAAUAAAAGCUUCCUGGGAGCAUCUCUGUCCAAUGCUUCGCUAUUAGCAGAAGCCUGUCAUCAGAUUUUUAAGGGGAAGGUUUUUUACCCAACAGAGAAUGCAUUGAAAACUACCCUCAGUGAAUCUACCUGUUAUGAGUACAUAGCUCAAAGUCACUACAUAACAGAAGCACUCUCUGAAGAAGAGGCUGGCUUCCCUUUGGCUUACACGAUGACCAUUCACAAAGAUUUUGGCACUUUUGAGAGACUCUUCAGGGCAGUUUACAUGCCCCAAAAUGUCUACUGUGUUCAUGUGGAUGAAAAGGCAACAGAUACGUUUAAAGAUGCAGUGAAGCAAUUACUGAGCUGCUUCCCAAAUGCUUUUCUGGCUUCCAAGAUGGAGCCCGUGGUCUACGGUGGGAUUUCCAGGCUCCAGGCUGACCUGAACUGCAUCAAAGAUCUUGCAGGCUCUGAGGUUCCGUGGAAGUACGCCAUCAACACCUGUGGGCAAGAUUUCCCCCUGAAAACCAACAGGGAGAUCGUUCAGUAUCUGAAAGGAUUUAAAGGGAAAAACAUCACCCCAGGGGUGCUGCCUCCCGAUCAUGCUAUUGGACGGACUAAAUAUGUCCACCAAGAACUAUUGAGCAAAAAAAAUUCCUACAUGAUUAAAACCGUGAAAUUGAAAACUCCGCCUCCUCACAACAUGACCAUUUACUUUGGCACUGCCUACGUGGCCCUCACAAGGGAAUUUGCUAAUUUUGUCCUCCAAGACCCGCAGGCACUUGACUUACUGUCCUGGUCCAAGGACACCUACAGUCCUGAUGAACAUUUCUGGGUCACACUCAAUAGGAUUCCUGUUGUGGCACUUGCUGCCCGGGAGCUCCUCGACCUCACAUCUUAGGUGGUGGUCCUUUGGCAACAAGGUGAAGUCCAAGUUUUUCAGCACGACAUGCAAGGCCUUUUACGACAUUUUCCUUACGACCAGCUGCUGCCUUCCUCAAGGGUGUGACAUAGCCUGGCAGGCAGCGAACUUCACACGCUGCUUCCUCAACGCAUCCUUCUGUAGGUCUUCCAGAGUCAGGCGAGUGCUACCUUGCCCCUUGCCACAGAAAAGCCUAGGGGUGCUGGGGCUUGCCUUUCCCCCUUUGAUUAUUUCUUCAUUUCACUGAGAUUCCGAGUCUUCCAGUGUUUCACAAAAAGAAUACUCUCUUCGUUUUGGAGCUGUGCUCUAGAUAGCGUCAUACUUGGAAAACUUCUUUUUUUUUAAGUUGAAGUAUAGUUGAUUUACAAUGUUUCAUGUGUACAGCAAAGUGAUUCAGUUAUACUAAACAUAUAUUUAUCUAUUCU
Physeter macrocephalus (sperm whale) is the source of this 1819-nucleotide messenger RNA. RefSeq names its product N-acetyllactosaminide beta-1,6-N-acetylglucosaminyl-transferase-like. Gene Ontology annotation, molecular function: acetylglucosaminyltransferase activity. The transcript has 2 exons. The record is from RefSeq and is a predicted model, not a curated record. Lineage: Eukaryota; Metazoa; Chordata; Mammalia; Artiodactyla; Physeteridae. Gene Ontology annotation, cellular component: membrane. The coding region runs from base 405 to 1373 and encodes 322 amino acids. Gene Ontology annotation, biological process: transforming growth factor beta receptor signaling pathway.